Molecule: messenger RNA, 3649 nt
Organism: Poecilia latipinna (sailfin molly)
Lineage: Eukaryota; Metazoa; Chordata; Actinopteri; Cyprinodontiformes; Poeciliidae
Gene: pign
Product: phosphatidylinositol glycan anchor biosynthesis, class N
Exons: 30
Coding region: 361-3246 (961 amino acids)
Biological process (GO): GPI anchor biosynthetic process
Cellular component (GO): endoplasmic reticulum membrane
Molecular function (GO): mannose-ethanolamine phosphotransferase activity
Source: RefSeq, a predicted model, not a curated record
UUAAGAGUCAACGCCAAAGUCACAACAAGGAAGUAAAUUCUCGUGCUGCCUGUAUUUCUUGUAGUAAUCUUGUUACAAAGAGGGAUCGCUGGUUUUGUAAAAGCAUCCACUUAAAGAUUACGUGAUCUUGUUUCGAAACAGCAGCUUUAAUCAGCCUGUUUCUUUGGAUAUGUUUCGGUGGCUCAUUUACGAAGAUAAAAUUUAAGGAAACAUUUGUUUUGAAUGGGUAAUUUUUCUUUUUUCGAUCCCCCAUAUAUUAUCCAAAGCGCUCUUUAAAGCACUUUAUGUCAGGAUCAAGUUGACAUUAUAUACAGGAAACCUCAGCGUUCCUCUGUAAAGGCAGGGCAGUCUUCAAUCAAAAUGAAGAUGAUCACCUUUUUCCUGAUGGGACUAACAGUCCAUGUAGUUUUCUUCCUAUCUAUCUUUGACAUCUACUUCACAUCCCCUUUGGUCCACGGCAUGACACCCCAGUCCACGCCGCUGGCACCCCCUGCCUCCAGACUGGUGUUGAUUGUGGCUGAUGGCCUCAGAGCUGAUAGUCUCUUCACGCUGCUUCCCAACAGCUCAAGUAGAACUCCAUUCCUAAGGACCGUAAUAGAGGAGACCGGCACCUGGGGCGUCUCUCAUACACGUGUACCUACUGAGUCUCGGCCCGGUCACGUUGCUUUGAUCGCAGGCUUCUAUGAGGAUGUCAGUGCAGUUGCUAAAGGUUGGAAGGAGAAUCCAGUAGAGUUUGAUUCAGUGUUUAAUGAGAGCAGAAGCACCUGGUGCUGGGGGAGCCCAGACAUCCUCCCAAUGUUUGCCAAAGGUGCAACUGGUGACCAUGUUUAUACCCACACAUACCCAGCAGAGGAAGAGGACUUUGCUUCAACAGAUGCAUCCAGGCUGGACACCUGGGUUUUCACUCAAGUCAAGUCCUUCUUUCAAGCCGCAAAGACUAACUCCACUCUGAAAGCCACUCUGCUUGAGGAUAAAAACAUCUUCUUUCUGCAUUUGCUUGGCAUCGACACUAAUGGGCAUGCUCACAGACCAAUGUCACAGGAAUACCUGGACAACAUUGCCCUGGUGGACACUGGUGUAGCCGAGGUUGUGUCUUUGAUGGAGGACUUCUUUGGCCAUGAUGGGAGAACUGCCUAUGUGUUUACCUCUGAUCAUGGCAUGACAAACUGGGGUUCCCACGGUGCAGGCCAUCCUUCUGAAACGCUCACACCGUUAGUGGUGUGGGGAGCUGGAGUUAACAGGGCCCAGAGAGUCAUAGAAGCCCAGCCAUAUGAGGAUGGAUACUUAAAAGAUUGGAACUUGGAGCAUAUUCGUAGAGCUGAUGUAAAUCAGGCUGAUAUUGCUCCACUCAUGGCUUCUCUCCUUGGUUUGCCCAUUCCAGUUAACUCUGUUGGAGUGACGCCUCUCCUCUACCUCAACAACAGUGACCAGUUCAAAGCUGAAAGCAUGUACACUAAUGCCAUCCAAGUACUGGAGCAGUUCAAGAUGAAAAUGAUCCAGAAAAAAGAGACAACUCUACCUUUUCUGUUCACACCAUUCCAACUCCUGACUGAGUCAAAGCAAGCCGAAUUCACUCACAGGGCCCGGAUACUGAUACAGUUAGAGAAGUACAAUGAUGCUAUCACUCUGUGCCAGUCUCUGAUAUCCCUGUCUCUAGAGGGCCUGGUCUACUACCACACCUACGACAGGUUCUUCCUGGGUUGCAGUGUGGUGCUGGGAUUCAUAGGCUGGACGUCGUAUGUCAUCUUGGUUAUACUGAGGACUCACGCCAGCCUCAUUCGUCAUCCCAACCUCGCUAAACAGAAUCCCAAUCAGAAUUUGGCCAGGUUUUGUGUUGCUGUGGCUCUGGUGAUCACUCUGUUCCUGCUUAUCCAAAGAAGUCCUAUUACCUACUAUAUAUACUGCUUGCUGCCAGUUCCUGUGUGGUACUCUGCUUUAAAAGAGUCUGGAGCUCUGUCAGAUCUGAUCCGAUCAGCUCCCUCUCUGCCACUCUGGAAAUGUUUGGGCUAUUUUGUGCUGGUUGCAUUUGGGAUCGAGUUGCUUGUGGUGAGUUUCUUUCAUCGCUCCAUGCUGACUGUAGGCCUGGCUUUCCUUUCGCUGUGGCCACUCCUUUCGGGAUUGUUUGGCAAAGCCAAGCUUCGCUCACUGAGCUGGUUUCUUGGCUGCCUGUGCUUGGCUGUUUUCCCCCUGAUGCCCGUUGUGGGCAGAGAGCCUAACCUGCGUCUGGUGUAUGAAAAAUGCAUCAUCAUUUUAAGUAGAAGUUGUGGGUGGAAGUUGCUAGAAAUGGUUGCAAGGAUGUAUUUCUUCUGUAGUGCCUGUGCAGGCCUGCUUACUCUCUUCACUUCGGCCUGUUAUCUCUGGUCAUCACAGCGGAGGACACCGCUGCGCACAAGCGACAGACGGCAAUUUUUCAGUCAGAUGAUCCAUGUGGCCGUGUGUUUGUAUGUCCCAUCGCUCACACAUUCCAGCCUGCAGCAGAAACAAGGCCUGCCCCUUCUAAAUCAGAUCAUCAGCUGGAGCACAUUAGCAUCUUCUAUUUUUGUUCCUCUUUUGAGCUCAACGCGUCUCUUUCACCGACUCCUCAGCAUAUUUUUGUCUCUCACAUCCACUUACUUGCUUCUCAGUACUGGGUCAGAGGCCUUGUUCCCUCCGGUUUUGUCUUGGUUGAUGUUUGUGUGGAUCAACAUUGAACAGGAGGCCUUACUCGCUCAGGGGGACUCCAGAAGACAGGAGCUGUCUACAAUUGAUUUCUCAGCCAACAUUGACAUUACCAAAAUCCGACAGCUGAAGCUGGACGACAUCAGAAGAUCAUAUUUUUUUGUAUUUUUUAUAAUAACAGCUUUCUUUGGCACAGGGAACAUAGCGUCCAUUAACAGUUUUGACCCAGCCUCCAUCUACUGUUUCCUCACUGUUUUCAACCCGUUUAUCAUGGGGGGGCUCAUGAUGUGGAAGGUUAUUAUUCCAUUUAUCAUAGUAAUGUGUACCUUUGAGACCAUCCAGGUUGCAACACAGCUCUCAUCAAGAAGUUUAUUCCUCAUUGUCCUGGUCAUUUCUGAUGUCAUGGCACUGCAUUUCUUCUUCCUGGUGCAAGACUAUGGAAGCUGGUUGGAUAUUGGCACAAGCAUUAGUCACUACGUGAUAGUGAUGUCGAUGACGAUCUUCCUGAUGCUGCUAAGUGUGGUCACACACGUUCUCACCUCAAAAAGACUCAUCCUGUGGAAUAGAUCGAAGAUGCACUUUCCUUAGAUACAAAUUUAUUUUGCCUCAAAAGUUGUAGGUUGUGUAUGCCAAAUGUUUUGUAUUUAUUCUGUCUAGAUAUACUUAGUAUAGUUUUUAUAUAAAUGCAUUAAUGUGGAAAGUACCUUCAAAGAGCUCAAGAAUCAAUUUUGCCAAGCCCUGUUUUUACACCACCCUCUAAACACCCAGUUAUUUUUUUUUUCAGGUGUAAUUGUAAAUUAAAUAAAAAAAUAAUUGGACGUGUGUUUUGAAUAUUUAACUAUAAAUUAAUCAUUUUUUUAAACAAACUCUGGAUUUGUGAUUUUAAAGUUUAACACAAGCUUGUGUAAAGGGUACAUGGAAUUUAAUAAAGGGAAAGGAUGUUUUUACCUGUUGUUGCAUAUUCACUAAUAAAAAAAAAAGGAACCAGGAA